CUGACAGGGGAGGGGAUGGAGCAGAACGCUCCUCCCGCUCCUGCUCCGCUCCGCCCAUCCCGCCCAGCUGGGGCUCCGGCAGGAGAGACACUGUCCCGGGAGCGGGGGGCCAUGGCCGGGUCCUUUCCCCCGGGACUAACCCGCCCGAACCGACACCACAUCCCAGGGUAUUCCGGGCACUGCCCACAGCUCCGCUUCAGCCUGGGCCACACCUAUGGACAUUUGACUGCCCGGCUGCUGCGGGACCCUCCGGCCCCAGCCCGGCCCCCCACCCGCUAUGUGCUGCUGGCCCCGACCCAGCCUCCGCGGUCCCCUGAUCUCCCCCGCAAGGAACGGCUUUCCUGGCACGGACAUGAGAGACUUAGCUGCAGCCUGGUUCCAGGGUACACAGGCUUUGUGCCUCGGGCCCGGCCCAUCUUUGCCAAGAGCUACAGCCGGGUUUGUGCUCAGGCCCUGAGCGAGUUUACACACCAGGGGGUGAGACCCAGGGAGCAGACCGGAGUCCUGAAGUCACAGCCACCCACAGCCGAGUGUGAGCCCACCUCACCCCGAGACUCCCCUUACUCGAGGGAGAACAGGGACCCCGGCAAAGGCUUCGUCUCAGGUUUCACUGGCUUCGUGCCCGGUGCCCGCUUCCUCUUCGGCUCCGGAUUCCCCGUCCUCACCGACCGGGCUCUGCGGGAGUUCAGGCGGCUCGGCCCACGGAAGGGUCAUGCCGAGCUCUUCCCGCCGCUCGACAGCACCUACCCCAGAGCCCUGGCUGUGCCGCCUCACUCCAGGGGCCCCGUGCCAGGUGAGGGCCCAGCAGCCUGAGACUGACAAACAGCCAGAGAGGCCGUCCCAACUCGCCAGCCUCCUGCACCAAGCCCUGGGGACCCUGUGACAUGGGGGGGGGGGGCGCAAAGAGAAUAAACUCACGAGGGAGGACGCAAGGCCACGGUCUGAAAUAGGGAGGACACCGCAGGAGGGAGGACGUAGGGACGGACACUCAGGCUGAACGGUACGAGGGCGGGAGAGGCGGGGCAAAGAGGGGGCCUGUGCAAGACAGGUGGCCGGGCCACGCCGACCUGGCUAAAGGAAACCCUCGGGACUGGGUUGGGGAGGCUUCAGCUCUAGUAAGGGCUCUCCUGAGGCCACGGGGUAGAUACUCCAGUUCGGUCCCACCUGGGUUUCUUAACCCUCGUGCCUGGGCGUCGGCAGGCUCCGGAAGCGGCUCCCGGCCUAAGACCCUAGGCUUCGGCCUCCUCUGGGCUGUUGGGGGAAUGGGGUGCGGCGGGUGCCACUUCUUGCUGAGAACCUUUUUUAUUAAUAUGCAUAAAUAAAUAAAUAAACCCA
Ornithorhynchus anatinus (platypus) is the source of this 1335-nucleotide messenger RNA. RefSeq names its product protein FAM166B-like. The record is from RefSeq and is a predicted model, not a curated record. The coding region runs from base 16 to 813 and encodes 265 amino acids. The transcript has 5 exons. NCBI's taxonomy places the organism in Eukaryota, Metazoa, Chordata, Mammalia, Monotremata, Ornithorhynchidae.